Molecule: messenger RNA, 1793 nt
Organism: Lotus japonicus
Lineage: Eukaryota; Viridiplantae; Streptophyta; Magnoliopsida; Fabales; Fabaceae
Product: AAA-ATPase ASD, mitochondrial-like
Exons: 1
Coding region: 91-1671 (526 amino acids)
Molecular function (GO): ATP binding; ATP hydrolysis activity
Source: RefSeq, a predicted model, not a curated record
UCCUUAUAAAUACCACAUUCCCUGAGUUCAUUCAACACAAAAAGUACAAGAAUCUAAAAAUCAUUUGAGAGAACAUUGCAUAGUAAGGGGAUGGGGCUUGGGGAAAUAUGGUCACAACUAGGCUCAAUUAUGGCUAGCAUCAUGUUUGUGUACGCCAUGUUUGAGAGGUUCUUCCCACCACAUCUUCAUAUCUAUGUUCGAAAAUACACACACAAACUCACAGGGCUCUUCUACCCUUAUAUCCAAAUAACCUUCCCUGAGAAUACAGGGGAAAAACUCAGAAGAAGUGAAGCUUACACUAAAAUCCAGACAUACCUCGGUGAGUACUCAUCUCAAAGUGCCAAAAGACUUAAAGCUGAAGUGGUAAAAGAUAGCCAAUCCCCACUAGUUCUCAGUAUGGAUGACAAUGAAGAGAUCACAGAUGAGUUUAAAGGUGUCAAACUCUGGUGGGCUGCACACUACAGCAUCAAUAAAUCACAGUCAUUUUCAUUCUACCCUUCUUCAGAUGAGAAGAGGUUCUUUAGACUCACUUUCCACAAACGGUACCGUGAUCUCAUCACUACUUCUUACAUCCAACAUGUGUUGGAUGAAGGCAAGAAAAUUGCAUCAAGGAACAGACAGUUGAAACUGUACACCAACAACCCUAGCAACGAUUGGUCUAGAUACAAAAGCACAAAGUGGAGCCACAUACAUUUUGAGCACCCUGCAAGGUUUGAAACACUGGCUAUGGAUCCAAAGAAGAAGGAAGAGAUUAUAAACGACCUUGAUGUGUUCAGAGAUGGAAAAGAGUACUAUGCCAAGGUUGGGAAGGCUUGGAAGAGAGGGUAUUUGUUGUAUGGUCCACCAGGAACUGGCAAAUCAACCAUGAUAGCUGCCAUGGCUAAUUUCAUGAACUAUGAUGUGUAUGAUCUUGAAUUGACAGCAGUCAAGGAAAACACUGAGCUGAAAAAAUUGCUGAUUGAAACAUCCAGCAAAUCAAUCAUAGUGAUUGAAGACAUUGACUGCUCUAUUGAUCUUACAGGCCAAAGGAAGAAGAAGAAAAAAGAAAAAGAUGAGGAUGAGGAUGAGGAUGAGAAACCCAAAAAUCCUGCUAAGAAAGCUGAAGAAGAAGAGAAGAAGGGCAGCAAGGUAACACUAUCUGGGCUGUUGAAUUUCAUUGAUGGGAUUUGGUCAGCAUGUGGGGGAGAGAGGAUCAUCAUUUUCACAACCAACUUUGUGGACAAACUUGAUCCUGCUUUGAUUAGGAGAGGGAGGAUGGACAUGCACAUAGAAAUGUCCUAUUGUAGCUAUGAAGCUUUCAAGGUGCUUGCCAAGAACUACUUGGAUGUUGUUGAUGAUUCACAUAGCUUCUUUCCCAUUAUUGAGAAGUUGCUGGGAGAGACCAACAUGUCUCCUGCUGAUGUUGCUGAGAAUCUGAUGCCAAAGUCAAGAACUAAAGAUUCUGAUACUUCCUUGAAGAAUCUGAUUCAGGCUCUUGAGAAUGCUAAGGAGGAGGCCAAGAAGAAGGCAGAGGAGGAAGCAAAGAAAAAAAUUGAGGAUGAGGAAGCUAAGUUGAAGGCUGAGAAAGAUAAAGAAGAGUUGGCUCAAGAGAAAGAGGUGAAAACAAAUGGAAAAUCUGGGGAAGGGGUGAAAGAGAAUGGUACCACUACCAACCAUAAAUUUGAGUUAUGAUAUGUAUGGUUGAGCAUCUUCUUAGUAUAAUAAUACAUGUAUUAUAUGGCGUGAUCAAAGUUUAAUUAGUUUUAACUACUUUUCCUUCCUUUUCAAAGUAAUAAAUUGAAUUGAUUGCUCAA